Molecule: messenger RNA, 483 nt
Organism: Cladophialophora immunda
Lineage: Eukaryota; Fungi; Ascomycota; Eurotiomycetes; Chaetothyriales; Herpotrichiellaceae
Exons: 2
Coding region: 1-483 (160 amino acids)
Source: RefSeq, a predicted model, not a curated record
AUGGAUGACGAAAUCAAGAACAUUGAACCUCUCGCACAAGAAACCUAUUGGAGGCCUUGCCAGCAGCAGUUUCCCCCGCCGGCAACGCCAAAGAAACCGAGCAGCAAGGGCAAAGCCGCAGCUGGAGCCGGAGCUGAAGAAGUCAACCGAUCUGUGUGGGAGACAGAAGUUGGUGACGAGGUGACAUUGGCGGAUGGUAAGAUCGGUAAGGCCGUUGGGAGCUUCGAGAGCAAGCCUAUUCGGCCCGUGGGCAACAAGCCUCUCGAGGACGACGACGCUCAGCAAGAUAUGGCUUCAUUCUCCAUCGAAGGGAUGUUCCGGAACGAUUCAUACAAACCACGAAAAGCAAAGGAGAGCGCUUCCAAGAUCAAGCCACCCACGCAACGCACUAGUGAGCGAUUCUACGAAACACCAGAGCCACGCUCAUCCGCUGCUGAUCGAGAAUCUCCAAGGCAAGGAGGCAAAGCAAGCACGUCGAGAUAG